AUGCACCCCAUCUCCCCCUCAACCCCCUGCCCGGUCUUACAAUACGCCGACGAUACCCUCAUCCUCUGCAGGGCUGCCCCCGGCGUGGCUUCCUGCCUCAAGAAAGUUCUCGAUGACUUUGCGGAUGCCACAGGGCUAGCUAUAAACUUCCACAAGUCCUGUUUCAUCCCGAUGAACGUCGACCCCGCUAGCGCUGCCUCUAUGGCUGCUCAGCUAGGCUGCCCUAUCUCCACCUUCCCCCAGCCGUAUCUGGGGCUCCCUCUCUCGCCCACUAAGGUCCCAGUCGCUGCCUAUGCACCGCUCAUCCAAUCUUUCGACCGUCGUCUUUCAGGUCGGGACUUGGGGGAGCUCUCGAGUUCCCCCUCGUUCCUUGAGCGGAUUGUCCAGGAGUGGCUUCCUCUCUACCGUGCCGUCACGCGCGUGACGGUGGUCUCCGGCUGCACCACCUCCUUCUGGCACGACCGGUGGCUCCCGGGGGGGCCGCUUGCGACGCGGUUCCCCGCUCUGUUCUCCCACUGUACCCGCCCCCAGGCGACCGUGGCGACGGUUGCCCGUCUUGGCUUCGACUUGCAGCCUCGUCUGACUGCUGCUGCGGAGGAGGAGCUCUCCGUUGCCCUCCAGCUCGCCCACAGCGUCGCGCUCUGGGGCGGCCCGGAUCUGAGGUGCAUGGACUCCCCGGCAGCUCCACGCUUCUCCACCAGGCAGGCUUACAGUCUACUCUCCCCCGCGCACCCGCCGGACCCGUCGUCCGGUAUCUCCUGGAGCCUGCGUCUCCCCUCGAAGGUGAAGCUGUUCGCCUACCUCGCCGACAUCGACCGCUUGAGUACUCGCGCCAACCUCUUCGCCAAGAGUUGUGUGCCUUCCGCCGUGUGUGCGGCUUGCCCCGCUGUGGAGACGGCCAGACACAUGUUCUUCGACUGCCCCGUCUCUGCCAGGCUCUGGCGGCGGCUGGAUGUCCCAAUCCCAGCUGGGCAGUUCUCGGUAUGGGACCUGCCGGCCCCUCUCCCCCUUGCCUCGGACUUCUGGCGUGCGGGCGUUGCGGUAACCCUCUGGAGCAUCUGGAAGGCGCGCAACGACCUGGUGUUCAACGCCGUGCGCUCCUCCCCGACAGUGAUUCUCAGACGGGUCUGUGAUGACCUCUUGCUCUGGCGGUGGCGAUAUCGGGUUGCCGACCGCCCGUCGCUCGACUUACUGCGAUCCUUCAUUCUCUCCCGCCUGUGGGAGAGCUAG
Molecule: messenger RNA, 1230 nt
Organism: Lolium perenne
Lineage: Eukaryota; Viridiplantae; Streptophyta; Magnoliopsida; Poales; Poaceae
Source: RefSeq, a predicted model, not a curated record